GCGGCGGCGUGGCUGUCACUGCGCCCGAGCAUCCCGGGGUUUCCGGCGCGGACGCAGCGGCCGUGCGAGCAGCCCGCAGCCCGCGCCCUUCGCCGCCAUCAGCGGAGCACUCGUGGCGGGCCAGCGCCCGGACUCGAGCACAAAGCACGCUUCCCCAGGCAGCAGCAGCAGCAGCAGCUCAGCGAGCGGCUGGCCGCACGCCGGCGCACGCAUCCCCCUCUUCUUUGUUCCGGGGGUCGGCGGCCGUCUCGUCCCCACGUCGGAUUCUCCUCCUGGGGGUGGUGGGCCGCCGGGCUCAGCUGCGAAGAUGCCCUUGGAGUUGACGCAGAGCCGGGUGCAGAAGAUCUGGGUGCCCAUCGACCACCGGCCCUCGUUGCCCAGAUCCUGUGGGCCGAAGCUGACCAACUCCCCCACAGUGAUUGUCAUGGUGGGCCUCCCAGCCCGGGGGAAGACGUACAUCUCCAAGAAGCUGACGCGCUACCUCAACUGGAUUGGUGUCCCAACAAAAGUGUUCAAUGUGGGGGAAUACCGCCGGGAGGCUGUGAAGCAGUACAGCUCCUACAACUUCUUCCGCCCCGACAAUGAAGAGGCAAUGAAAGUUCGCAAGCAAUGUGCCUUAGCUGCCCUGAGAGAUGUCAAAAGUUACCUGACAAAGGAAGGAGGUCAAAUUGCAGUUUUUGAUGCCACCAACACUACUAGAGAGAGGAGACACAUGAUCCUUCAUUUUGCCAAAGAAAAUGAUUUCAAGGUGUUUUUCAUUGAGUCCGUGUGUGAUGACCCUUCAGUUGUAGCCUCCAACAUCAUGGAAGUUAAAAUCUCCAGCCCGGAUUACAAAGAUUGCAAUUCAGCAGAGGCCAUGGACGACUUCAUGAAGAGGAUCAGUUGCUAUGAAGCCAGCUAUCAGCCCCUCGACCCUGAUAAAUGUGACAGGGACUUGUCACUCAUCAAGGUGAUCGAUGUUGGCCGGAGGUUCUUGGUGAACAGAGUCCAGGACCACAUCCAGAGCCGCAUCGUGUACUACCUGAUGAACAUCCACGUGCAGCCGCGCACCAUCUACCUGUGUCGGCACGGCGAGAACGAGUACAACCUCCAAGGCAAGAUUGGGGGUGACUCAGGCCUGUCCAGCAGGGGCAAGAAGUUUGCCAAUGCCCUGAGUAAGUUUGUGGAGGAGCAGAACCUGAAGGACCUCCGGGUGUGGACCAGCCAGCUGAAGAGCACCAUCCAGACGGCAGAGGCCCUGAAGCUCCCUUACGAACAGUGGAAGGCGCUCAACGAGAUUGAUGCUGGUGUGUGUGAGGAGCUGACCUACGAGGAGAUCAAGGACACCUACCCUGAGGAGUACGCCCUGCGUGAGCAAGACAAGUACUAUUACCGCUACCCGACGGGCGAGUCCUACCAGGACCUGGUCCAGCGCCUGGAGCCGGUGAUCAUGGAGCUGGAGCGGCAGGAGAACGUGCUGGUCAUUUGCCACCAGGCUGUCCUGCGCUGCUUGCUGGCGUACUUCCUAGACAAGAGUGCAGAGGAGAUGCCUUACCUGAAAUGCCCCCUUCACACUGUUCUGAAACUGACACCUGUCGCUUAUGGCUGCCGUGUGGAAUCCAUCUACUUGAACGUGGAGUCGGUGAGCACACACCGGGAGAGGUCGGAGGAUGCAAAGAAGGGACCUAACCCGCUCAUGAGACGCAAUAGUGUCACCCCACUAGCCAGCCCCGAGCCCACCAAAAAGCCUCGCAUCAACAGCUUUGAGGAGCAUGUGGCUUCCACUUCUGCUGCCCUGCCCAGCUGCCUGCCCCCGGAGGUGCCCACGCAGCUACCCGGACAACCUUUGCUAGGGAAAGCCUGUCUAACAUGAAAGGCUCCCGGAGCAGCACCGACCCCUCCAGGAAACACUGAAGCAGACGCGUCGGUUCCAUUCCAUGUCCAUCCCUGCAGCUUAGCUUGUGUCCUUCCGUCUACCCGAGGCCAAAAACCGAUCCCAUGGACUUCCUCUGGACCAGGGUGGGGUGGAGGGAGGAAGGGACUGAUGGCUGAAGAGAAGCUACGUACGCCACCAUGCCCCUGUAGCUGGGGCAGCAGAGACCCCAGAAAGGCACGUGGAUUCAUGGUUUCCCACGUCGAGCUGCAUGCAGGCUGCCACACACUCUGUUCUCCUGGGGUUUUUGUGGUCUCUGGCCUCAGAGGACCCCCUUGAGGCUUGGCGAGGAUGGUGAGCAUGGAAGAGGUGAGGGGAGGCCCUGUCCUGUUUCAUUGCAGUGGUCUUGCCUUGUCGUGUUCACGGCUGGGGACACAGACUAGCAGAGGAUCCUGCAGCUACAGGAGGGCCAUGUCUUCCUUGCUGAAGGUCAAGGGACACUUAGAGACUUGCACGUGGCUCUUUGGUACAUCUCAGCCUGGGCAGGUGCCUGGUGGAAGAAUGGACUAGGACACGUGCUGGGUUGUGAGGAGCGGGGUCUCUUCUCUGCAGAAUUCCUCGGGCUUAGGACUCGCCGGUCUGCUGAGUGGUGACACAGCCUGGCUCUCCUGCACAGCCACAGGCCUUCCCCGGGCCUCACUUGGAGGAUGGACUCACUGGAUGCAGAGGUGAAAGCUAAGAUCUGCUCCGCAGGGCCUCCCUCUCCUAGGGAACCCUGAGUUCCCUCUACUCUCUUCUCUGGACUCGGAAGUACCCAGGAGGCUCAGUCUCCUAGAGCUGCUUGCUUUUGCACUUUGCUGUUGGUCUCAGAAGUCUGACCCACAAGUCGCACCUUCUCUUCGGGAACGUGGAUGUUUGGGUGUCAGAGGUCCUUGGGGACUUGGAGCCUCUGAAUGUGGGGACUUGGGCCUGCCCAUGAGAUGGGGGCACUCAGAGCAUUGGAAUCGCUGUGAGACGACACAGAGAAGCUCCUGCAGGACUUCCCUUCCUUCGGGGCUUGUGUCACCGCCCGCCUGUCCCAGCUGAGGACGAAGGCCCUAGCCAGGGGACUGUCUUCAUGUGUUUGUCGAGCAUCCACCAUGUGCCUGGGGCUGUGCCGGGACAUUGGAGAACUCAGAAGAGUAGAAUGUUGUCCUUGCCUCGUCUUCAGGGCAUCUGGAAGAUUUUUGCCAGGGUGGAAAGCCGGUGCACGGGACAUGUAGUUCUGAAUACCUGUAGUUUCUGCCUGUGGGUUUUGCCUCUCGUGCUGGGGCAGGAAGGGGUGUCUUGUGCCCAAAAGUGACACUUUGGGAACUCAGCAGUACAGCUCGUCCAAAUGACCCCUUUUAAGGAUGUCUCAAAGUUUCCAAGUGGCAAAGGUUACUUUUUCUUUCCUGCCUUCUGCUACUGAGCUUUGAGCUCCUCCUGCUUCUCCUUGUGUAAGGGGACAGAUCCCUGGGGUGAGAUCUGGGGAAAUGAGAUACCCUGCAGCUGGAAGUGGAGAGCUCUUUUUAUUUGUCUGCUUGUUUGUUUUGAGAGGAGUGUUUCGAGCAUGCACAUUUCCCUGGUUGAGAUUAAGUGGGAAGUGGGGGAGAACAUGGCUUCAGAUCCCAUAUGAUGAAGUGUUGGGUUUUUCAAACCAACUGGUCCAAGUCCCCCCUGCCCAUCCUACCUUGUUUAAUCGGCCGUCUGCUUGAGUCUCUUUGCUGGAUGACCUAACACUUGGGCAGUUUUCCCUCUCUCCCAGCAUCUUGGGUCUCAUCAGACGGAAGGGUUGUGUGCACAUGCACACGUGUGUGUGUGUGUGUGUGCGCCGGCCAGUCAUCUUUGAGACAGGAGGGAGGGGCCUGCCCAUUUGCUCUUGAGAAUGCCACUUUCGGGUCUCAUCCUGUAGUUGUCAGAGCUGACGCUUUGAACCUAGGUUGGGGCGUGGUGCAGGUGCAGUUCCCAUCUCGCCUUAUUUCCCGAAAUCAAGACAUAGAUGAAGAAUGCUUGAACUAACAUGGGGCUUUGGUGUGCCAGGGCCUAGAUGGGGAGAGAGAGAGACAUAAAGGACAGGCUGGAGGCAUCUUGGAGGAAGUAGAAUGCUGCUUAAUUUGAAAGCCAGUGACCUGGCUUUGGAGGAGGCUGUGGACAGGGUGAGCGUGAGCCGCAGCUGUGGUACCUCUGCUCCUACUGAAUCUUCACUCUACCCGCCCACUACCCCCCCCCCCCAAAAAAUCUCCUGGGACCAAUUUUCUUAACUUUGCAUAUUUGUUUUUGGGUGGGUUUCCCUCUCUGUAUUCUGUCCUGAAACCAUGGGCAAAAAAAAAAAAAAAAAAACUCUUCAUUUUUGGGGAGAAGAAAAACUGUUUGAACCACACCAAUGAUUAUCUUUCAUUUGUAAUACUUGAAAUUUAUUUUUUUAUUAUUUUGAUAGCAGAUGUGCUAUUUAUUUAUUUAAUAUGUAUAAGGGAGCCUAAACAUAGAAAGCUGUAUAGAUUGGGUUUAGUUGUUCAUUGGGUUUGGGGCCCUUUUAUGUGUGACUGAUGACUUCUCUGUUCUCUGUAUAUUUGACUGAAUUAAUAACCUGGGAGGAAGCUGUGCUCACUUUCAAACAGGGAAUGCCUUUCAGAAAUUUGUAUAUUUUGCAGUUGCCAGACCAAUAAAACACCUGGUUGAAAUAUA
Messenger RNA from Lepus europaeus (European hare), 4558 nucleotides. It is a transcript of the gene PFKFB3, whose product is annotated as 6-phosphofructo-2-kinase/fructose-2,6-biphosphatase 3. Gene Ontology annotation, cellular component: cytosol. Lineage: Eukaryota; Metazoa; Chordata; Mammalia; Lagomorpha; Leporidae. Gene Ontology annotation, molecular function: 6-phosphofructo-2-kinase activity; fructose-2,6-bisphosphate 2-phosphatase activity; ATP binding. Gene Ontology annotation, biological process: fructose metabolic process; fructose 2,6-bisphosphate metabolic process. Bases 308 to 1852 code for a protein of 514 amino acids. The record is from RefSeq and is a predicted model, not a curated record. The transcript has 16 exons.